Condylura cristata (star-nosed mole) is the source of this 410-nucleotide messenger RNA. It is a transcript of the gene PET100, whose product is annotated as PET100 homolog (S. cerevisiae). The record is from RefSeq and is a predicted model, not a curated record. Gene Ontology annotation, cellular component: mitochondrial inner membrane; mitochondrion. Bases 121 to 351 code for a protein of 76 amino acids. The transcript has 4 exons. Gene Ontology annotation, biological process: mitochondrial respiratory chain complex IV assembly. NCBI's taxonomy places the organism in Eukaryota, Metazoa, Chordata, Mammalia, Eulipotyphla, Talpidae.
UGACGUCGUAUUGAAGCGCCUCAACCAAUCGACUUCGGAGCGGCGGAAUCCCAAUGAGCUGCUGUCUGGCUGGAGGGUUACCUUAGGGCAGAGGCGGCUCUGUGGACUCGAAGGGGCGAAAUGGGAGUGAAGCUGGAGGUGUUUCGGAUGACACUCUAUCUCACGUUCCCCGUGGCUAUGUUCUGGGUUGCCAAUCAGGCCGACUGGUUUGAGGACUAUGUCAUACAGCGCAAGAGGGAGCUGUGGCCACCUGAGAAGGAGGACCAGCGCCAAGAGCUAGAAGAAUUCAAAGAGCGGAUACGGAAGCAACGGGAGGAGAAACUCCUUCGAGCUGCGCAGCAGAGCCCCUGAGGCCUCCGCGUCCUAGCCCUGCUACCCGUGAACUAAUACACGCGCAGUUCCCGUUGCUG